Aureobasidium namibiae CBS 147.97 is the source of this 429-nucleotide messenger RNA. RefSeq lists its product as uncharacterized. The transcript has 2 exons. The coding region runs from base 1 to 429 and encodes 142 amino acids. The record is from RefSeq and is a predicted model, not a curated record. Lineage: Eukaryota; Fungi; Ascomycota; Dothideomycetes; Dothideales; Saccotheciaceae.
AUGUCUCAGCUCUCGAUCAUCUUCGGCAUGCCAAUCAUGCUUGUACUUGCUACCGAGCUCACAAAUGGCGGCGAUACUUCUCAUGACCUCGAUGAAGUACGACGAUGCCUUUCUCUGAUGCCCCCGAGUCUGGGAAAUAGGGUAGCAAAACUCCUCCUGAUCUACAUGGGCAAUCAUUACCAAUCCGUCGAUGAAGAUUUUGGCACGAUUCCUGAACGAUUCCACUCUAUCAAGGGACACGUCGUUGUCCUCCGCAAGGAUUUGAAGCCUUUGGAACCAGAUUACCUGGAAGCCUUCUGCGAUUGGAUCGAGGAUGAUCUAUUGCCGAAGUUCACCGAUGCUAAUCAACUGAUCAAGCAUGCUUUGGACAAUGAGGCCGAUGAUGAGAAUCGGAGUAGGAUGAUUAUCACGAUAAAACAGAACAUGUAG